ACAUGAACCCAUUAAGGAUCUUUUAGAUGCUGUCAAGGCUAUCAAGCCGACAGUUCUAAUUGGUUCAUCUGGAGUGGAAAGAACAUUCACAAAAGAGAAACCUCUCAUUAUGGCUCUCUCCAACCCAACCUCGCAAUCUGAGUGCACAGCUGAAGAAGCUUACACCUGGAGUCAGGGACAUGCAAUUUUUGCCAGUGGAAGUCCAUUUGACCCUGUCGAAUACAAUGGAAAACUCUAUCUACCUGGCCAGGUUCUAUUACUUUAUACUUCCAUGAUCAAUGGAUUUGGUUUGGGUUUGGUCAUCUCUAGUGCAAUUCGUGUAUACGAUGAAAUGCUUCUGGCAGCCUCAAAGGCUUUGGCUGAGCAAGUAACAAAAGAGAAUUUGGACAAGGGUUUGAUAUAUCCACCAUUCUCUAAUAUCAUAAAGAUCUCUGGCCACAUUGCUGCUAAUGUGGCUGCUAAAGCAUAUGAACUUGGGUUGGCAACGCGUCUCCCUCGGCCUGAUAUUCUGGUGAAGUACGCUGAAAGCUGCAUGUAUACUCCCAAUUACAGAAGCUUCCGAUGAAUUGUUGAAUUGUGAGCAGAAACUAUGGCUAGUAGUUAAUGUAGUGUGUUUCUUCAGAGUCUUAUAUAUUCGUGUUUGGUGUCUCUCCUUUUCCCUCUACA
This is a messenger RNA of Camellia sinensis, 666 nucleotides long. NCBI's taxonomy places the organism in Eukaryota, Viridiplantae, Streptophyta, Magnoliopsida, Ericales, Theaceae. The record is from RefSeq and is a predicted model, not a curated record.